This is a messenger RNA of Micropterus dolomieu (smallmouth bass), 1333 nucleotides long. Its product is annotated as upstream stimulatory factor 2. Lineage: Eukaryota; Metazoa; Chordata; Actinopteri; Centrarchiformes; Centrarchidae. The record is from RefSeq and is a predicted model, not a curated record. The transcript has 11 exons. Gene Ontology annotation, molecular function: RNA polymerase II cis-regulatory region sequence-specific DNA binding; DNA-binding transcription factor activity, RNA polymerase II-specific; protein dimerization activity. Bases 285 to 1241 code for a protein of 318 amino acids. Gene Ontology annotation, biological process: regulation of transcription by RNA polymerase II.
CUUCAGUUGGUAAAGUAUUGAGGUCACAGUGUGUAUAAACAGUCACUUUUAAGGUGUGAACUAUUGGUCCCAAGUGAGUUGCAAAUCCUCCAGAGCGACAGUUGAUGGAGUGGAGUCCCCUCGGAUCACCCAGCAGCAGCAGCGGCCUCCAUUUUAACUUCGACGCCGAGCAAUUCCUCACGUGUCCUGGGCUGUCUCUCUCACAUGACCCGAGUGUUUGUUCCCGUGAUCAGCACUUCCAUCUCAGUCUGUGACACCGAAUAUCCCUUUUUAUUCAAACACUGAUGGAUAUGCUUGAACAGAGUCUGGACAACGCAAGCCAAGAUAAACAAGAAGAAGAAGUUGUCCAGACAUCUGAAGACGGAACAGGAGAGGAGCAGACAGCUGUUACAAUAGCCAGUGUUCAGCAGGCUGCAGCAUUUGGUGACCAUAAUAUACAAUAUCAGUUCCGCACUGAGGGUGGUCAGGUGACUUAUCGUGUUGUUCAGGUGACUGACCAGCACCUUGACGGAAGAGAUGAUGGGGGAGGCGCGGUGAGUGUUGUCUCCACAGCCGCCUUCACUGGGGCUCCUCAGGCCGUGGCUCAGGCUGUGAUCCAAAACCCUUUCAGUAAUGGAGGAAGCCCAGCAGGAGAGGCGGUGGGAGGGGAGACGCGCUUCGCUUACUUCCCUGCGACCGCGGUGAGCGACGGGACUGUGUCUGUGCAGGCCGCCACGGACCCCACACUCACGCAGGCAGGGGGUCAGUUUUACGUGAUGAUGACCCCCCCUGAUGUUAUUCAGACAGGCACGCCACGAACCAUUGCCCCACGUACACAGCCGUACCCUGCAGAUGAAAACGAGCUGCUGCAGCAUGAAGGUUUAAACUGGAAAAUGGAUGGGCCGCGAACACCAAGAGAUGAAAGGAGAAGAGCACAACAUAAUGAAGUUGAGAGGCGGCGAAGAGACAAGAUCAACAACUGGAUUGUCACGCUUUCCAAGAUCAUCCCAGACUGCAGUAUGGACAGCACCAAGACUGGAGCAAGCAAAGGAGGCAUCUUGUCUAAAGCUUGUGACUACAUUCGUGACCUGAGGCAAAGCAACCAGCGACUGCAGGAGAGUCUGAAGGAAGUAGAGAGGAUACAAGUGGACAAUGAGUUAUGCAGGCAGCAGAUUGAAGAGCUGAAGAAUGAGAAUGCUUUGCUCCGAGCGCAGCUCCAGCAGCAUGGCAUCGAGAUGGUUGGAGAGACACCACCGCAGUGAAGCAGAGACAAAAAUAACAGGGAGGGGCACCACCACUCAGACAUAAAACUGACACGGUGGGAAAGAAGGCGAGAUGAGGGGGGGGGGGGGGG